This is a messenger RNA of Zeugodacus cucurbitae (melon fly), 736 nucleotides long. RefSeq names its product 60S ribosome subunit biogenesis protein NIP7 homolog. The coding region runs from base 136 to 678 and encodes 180 amino acids. Gene Ontology annotation, biological process: ribosome assembly; ribosomal large subunit biogenesis. Lineage: Eukaryota; Metazoa; Arthropoda; Insecta; Diptera; Tephritidae. Gene Ontology annotation, cellular component: nucleus; nucleolus; preribosome, large subunit precursor. The transcript is spliced from 2 exons. Gene Ontology annotation, molecular function: RNA binding. The record is from RefSeq and is a predicted model, not a curated record.
UUUUACACGUACUGUACAUAAACAAUGUGCACGUGUGUCAAAACAAUUUCACAUUUCAGUCAGUGGCACUAAUUUUUUUUAGAUUAAAUUAACUUUUCCAACUUUUAUUUUAUUGAUUUACGUUCCUAAUUCAUAAUGAAGCGAUUAAGUGAUGAACGUGCUAAGAUUCUCUUUGAAAAGUUGUCCAAAUACAUUGGUACGAAUGUGAAGCAACUGAUCGACCGCCCGGACGGCACAUAUUGUUUCCGUGAGCACAGGGAUCGCGUUUACUAUGUAUCCGAACGUAUACUGAAACUAUCUGAGUGUUUUGGUCCCGAAAAGCUGGUUUGUGUUGGCACAUGUUUUGGAAAGUUUUCAAAAACAGAUAAACUGAAAUUUCACAUUACGGCGCUAUACUACUUGGCACCUUAUGCUCAAUAUAAAGUCUGGGUGAAGCCAUCAUUUGAGCAACAGUAUCUAUACGGCAAUCAUAUACCAAAAUCUGGUCUAGGACGUAUAACAGAGAAUGCCGGUCAAUACCAAGGCGUAGUAGUGUACUCCAUGAAUGAUUUACCUUUAGGUUUCGGUGUAUUGGCGCGUUCCACAACGGAAUGUAAGUCUGCUGAUCCAAUGACGAACGUAUGCUUCCAUCAGUCGGAUAUUGGAGAGUACAUAAGAUCGGAAGAUACGCUUUUCUAGGUUUAAAUGUGUGUAUAUAUGUGUAAUUUAGAAAAAUAAAAACAAACAUAAAAAUUCA